This is a messenger RNA of Folsomia candida, 1479 nucleotides long. Its product is annotated as mitochondrial chaperone BCS1-like. NCBI's taxonomy places the organism in Eukaryota, Metazoa, Arthropoda, Collembola, Entomobryomorpha, Isotomidae. The transcript has 3 exons. The coding region runs from base 476 to 1468 and encodes 330 amino acids. Gene Ontology annotation, molecular function: ATP hydrolysis activity; ATP binding. The record is from RefSeq and is a predicted model, not a curated record.
GAGAGGAACUCAUUUUGUUCCUUCUUCACAACUUUUUCCAUCCAAAUUUCCAAUAUGUUCCCGGUUUCUGUGAACAAUUGGAUCCCCGAUAAAUUUACCGUCACACAUUUCCUAGUCCCAGUUACGCUAGCCCUCUCGGUGUAUUUGACACUAUGGAGUUCCACCCAAAUAAAGGAUGCUUUCAUGGUAUCCCUCCAACUCUGUGGAACCAGCCACACUCCAGGAAUGUGUGACGAGCUCAUUUACAUCUCCUUGCUUCAAUGGAUCGCCAAAAAUCCGAACUGCGCCGGAUUCCAGACGCACGCCCUUAUCUCCAAAAAAGUACCCCUUCCGGAGGACGGGUCCGAACCAAGCAGAAAAGAAGCCUUGUACACCCUACUUGACCAGCUUCGGUGCUCCUCGUGCAGCGGAAAUUUCAAAUAUUAUUUCUUGACCACGAUCGGUUUCGGAUCGACGAGUUCCUUCCUCUACAAAAAUGCCCGGGUCGAAAUUACUCGGCGAUUCGACGGUCACCAGGAGCUCAUCACGCUGUCCACUCCUGGAAUCUCCUGGAAUCUCCUGGAAUCGUGCCUUACUCCUCGAAAUUAUCCUGGAAUGCAGCCCCACCCCGAAAAAGGGGGACGCCUCUAAACAAAUAAUUUACCAGUGGGACGGACACUGGAGAGAGAUGGGUUAUCCGAAAAAGAAGCGUCCCAUCGAGUCGCUCAUCCUCCAGGAUAAGAUCUUACCCGGUCUUCUUCAAGAUAUCAGGAGUUUCUUGAAAAUGGAGAAUUGGUACGUGGAGAAGGGUAUACCCUACCGGAGGGGGUACCUGCUCCACGGUCCGCCCGGGUGUGGCAAGUCCUCCCUCGUGAAAGCCAUCUCGGGCGAGUUGGGCUACAACAUUUGCGUCGUUUCGUUAUCCCAGCGAAUCACGGACGAUUCUGUUACCCAAUUGUUGAACCAGGCGCCGGGAAAGUGUGUCAUUUUGCUGGAAGAUAUCGACGCGGCGUUUGGCAGUCGGGAGGAGAAAGGUAUGGGUGAAAGUAAGUCAAAUAUUGCUUUUGGGGGGCAGUCCGAAUCUCUCUUGACGUUUAGAGGGCUGCUCAACGCGCUAGACGGCGUGGCUUCUUCGGACGAUGGACAGAUCGUGUUUUUCACGACGAACUAUCCGGAACGGUUGGAUCCUGCGUUAAUCCGACCCGGGCGGGUGGAUCUUAAGGUUCGGAUCGAUUAUCCGGAUGAUGCCCAGGUUGGGGGAAUGUUUGACAAGUUUUAUGAUGCAAAUGAUGAGAAAUGGGAGGGGGUGAAGGAGAAAUUUAUCCAGGUUGUGAGGGGGGUCAAGGUCAAAGUUUCCCUCGCUAUGAUUCAAGGUUUGCUCUUUUUGUAUCGAGACGAUCCCAGGGAAGCGUUGGAGAAAGCGGAGGAAUAUUUCGAGGAACAGUUUGGAAAUGAGACAAAAUUGCCGGGGGAAAAAUUGAAAUUUUAACAAGCAGGGGA